Hypomesus transpacificus is the source of this 2448-nucleotide messenger RNA. It is a transcript of the gene trmt61b, whose product is annotated as tRNA methyltransferase 61B. The coding region runs from base 301 to 1857 and encodes 518 amino acids. Lineage: Eukaryota; Metazoa; Chordata; Actinopteri; Osmeriformes; Osmeridae. The record is from RefSeq and is a predicted model, not a curated record. The transcript is spliced from 7 exons. Gene Ontology annotation, cellular component: tRNA (m1A) methyltransferase complex. Gene Ontology annotation, biological process: tRNA methylation.
CAUGUGUUUGUUUCCAGCAUGGCGACCUUCAUAUCCCGUGCUGUGGAUAUAGCUGAAGUGUAUGUCUUGUACCGGGCUGUAUAAGAUAUGAACGGUACUGCACUCACGGACGAGGUGUAAUUCUUUAAGGGAUGCAUCAUUUCUGACUAUGCAUUUAUCUGUAGAUGAUCAUAAAGUCGUUUUUUUCAAGUCAGCUUAUGGACAGUGUCAGGACUUCUUGUGCAAGGAACCAUUGAACAGGCCAUCACCCACCACUUUACGUUGCGUAAGCUAGUUAAACUACCAUUACACCUUGCACUCAUGUCUGUAAACGUGCCGAUGGGAGCGUCCCUCUUAAUGCAAAGAGUGGUGCGGACAUGCACAACCAAUAUAGCCCAACAAAGAUACACACCACUACAUUCCAAAGUCAAACCUUCUAAAUGGACGUUGAAUACAAGAACAUUUGGGACGAGUCCAGUAUGGGCGAAUAACAAUGGGAGCAACAAAAACACCUCUGAUCCGUCUACGCCAAACCUUGUGCAGACUUCCAGACCAGGGUCACAGUUCGGAAGGAGGCGACCUCUAUCGCCACUAGAGAGGAUAAGCCAGCUGUUGCCCCAAGAUGCAUUGAGCUCUGAAGUUGCACAGCUGAGAGAGCGCAAACAGGAUGAAGAUGAGAAACCCACUGAAAUGUGUCCUCAGGAAGAUCGUAACAUAUUGGACGUCUUUGUUACAGAUGCCCAGCGGGCACAGGGCGGGGAUGAAAGUACAGAGACCCAAAUCGAAGACAGAUUAGGAAUGAAACAGGAACCGCCCACCAAGUACAAUGUAGCAGAACCGAGUAGUUUGGAGCUUCCAGAAAAUGAGACGUGUUCAAGUGAUUUGGGAUUAUCAGCAUCCACCCUGCCUGGGGAGCGUUCGAUGUCUUUUGGUGAGGCGCUUAUAGCCGAAUAUCGUAAGAAGGGGCGGGUGGAGUUCAGGAAGAUGUUCCAGCUUCAGAACGGUGUGCGUCUGCAGAGCAGCUGGGGCACCAUUUCCCACAAUGAACUCAUGGGUUGCCCCCCCGGCUUGUACAAACGCACCACACUUGGGAUACCUAUCCUCAUACGCCGGCCCAGUCUGGAGGAAUUUGUGCUGAACAUGCGGAGAGGACCUGCUAUUGCCUACCCGAAGGACGCUAGCGUAAUGAUGAUGAUGAUGGAUGUCUCAGAGGGAGACUGUGUGUUGGAGUCAGGCUCUGGGUCUGGGGCCAUGUCUCUCUUCCUGUCGAGAGCCGUGGGGUCCAAGGGUAGUGUGGUAAGUGUUGAGAUCAGGGAGGACCACCAUAAAAGAGCCGUUCUCAACUACAAGCGCUGGCGAGCGUCCUGGAUGCAGAGGAGGGGGGAGGAGUGGCCGGAUAACGUCCACUUCUACAACACUGACCUCCAGUCGGCCUCUUCUCUUCUUGCUGGACGGGGAUUUCACUCUAUUGCUCUGGAUAUAAUAAGUCCACAAAUAGUUUUACCCACUGUGACUCCCCACCUCCAUUCUGGUGCUGUGUGCGCCGUGUACCUUGCCAAUAUAACACAGGUUAUUGAUUUGCUGGAGGGUGUAAGAUGCUCAGCUCUCCCCCUCCUGUGUGAGCGCAUCAUCGAGGUGCAGGUCAGAGAUUGGAUGUUGGCCCCAGCCAUCCAGAAAGACGGACAGUUUUGCACCAGGAAAGCUCCUCCUCCACUUGCAGGACAGGAGAAAAAGGGAGAGAGGUCGAAUGAAGAAAAUGAAGAGAUGGGUGAUAAAAAAAAUCCACCAUUUGGAAGUAUCCCCUACAUUGCCCGACCACACCCAGAACAAACUAGCCACACAGCAUUCCUCGUGAAACUCAGGAAGUGUGAGAAGUAGGUAUUCUACCUGUGAGGCCCGUCACUGAAGAAUUUUAUUGCAUGUAUACUAGUAGAUUAUUAUAACUAUUUCUAUAUUAAAAUGUAUAUUUACUGUCUAAAGUGUCAUGAUGUUUGCUUUGUACUGUAUAUACUAUGUCAAUACACAAACAUUACAUGGAUAAUGUAGGAAGAUUUUUUAACCAGCCUUUAAUAGAACUCUUUUCUUACAUGAACAAGGAUGUAAAAAACAUCAACCCUAGUAGUAUGGCAUUACUGUUGUAGGGUUACCAUUUAUGCACAGUUCAUUUUCAAUCAACAGCUAAUUCUUACACAAUCUCCAGUGCUUUUUUGGUAAAAAAUAAAAUAAAUAAAAAGUGCUCAAAUCAUAAUAAAUAAAUACAAAUACAGUAAUAAACGUGUACUAAAAACAAUGUGCACCUAACAUAAGAUGUUCCUUUUUCAGAACAAUCCAUGUGUUUUUAGACAAUUCACUAUAUUCACAGCCAAUGAAGGAAUGGGUUUAUACAGCUUCAUGAAGAUUUUUUUAUAGUCAUACUGGUGUUGUAAAAAUAUGAAUUAAUGUACACAGAAUAAAAGAAAGUAAGUAAUA